AUGCGUAGCAUGCAGCAUGCGAACUGUUUUUGUCUUUCUUUUCACCCUCGCUUAAUCGUCUUCACCCUUGUCUGCUAUCUUAUUAUCCCCUAUGCCAGUCCCGUUCAGUUCAAUAUAAGUAGCUUUGACGAGAACUCAAAUGACAUACUCUACGAAGGAGUUGCGGUUGCGGUAGCGUCUGGAUCCAUUAAUCUCACCCCACAACGCGGCCUCCAACAGAAAUAUAAGGUAGGCCGCAUUCAGUAUUCGAAACCCAUCUAUAUUAGAGAUUCUAUUACUGGGAGACAAGCAAACUUCUCUACCCAUUUUUCUUUCACCAUCGAACCUUUCGAUCGCAACCAAUACAGCGAUGGCCUGGCAUUUUUUCUUGCUCCUGCUGGCUUUACAAUCCCACCCAACUCGGCUGGUCCGUUUCUCGGAUUGUUCAAUGCCAGCACAGUCGAUGAUGGGCCUCGGAACCGAAUUGUGAUGGUUGAGUUUGAUACUUGUGUGAACUUAAAAUUUGACCCUCCAGAGCGGCACAUAGGGGUCAACAUAAACUCCAUCUCUUCAACUGUUCAUUCCUUUUGGGAUCCCGAAUCACGCAGAGGAAAUGCAACUGAUGUCGCGGUGACCUAUAAUUCUACUAGCAAGAAUCUUAGCGUGUUCUGGUCGUUUGCUGGCGCGGUUUCUUUGGACAAGAAAAGCUGCUCGCUUUCUUACCAUAUCGACCUUGCUCAAGUUCUUCCUGAAUCGGUCGCAAUUGGCAUUUCAGCUUCUUGUGGCAGCGUUGAGGCGAGACACAUCAUCAAUUCAUGGGGGUUUACUUCGGACUUGGAUGUUGUACGCCCCCCGUCGACCAGUUCAUCAGUAAAGUGGGCACACUACAGCAUCUAUAGGUUGUUCACAUUUAUCGCUACUCCUUUAGCAAGUCUAAUGCUGAUUAUUUCGGCGGGGUCUUGCCUAUUUACGAUCAAAAUGAGGAAAAAAUACCAGCUUUGUGCUCUGACUGACAUGGAGAAAGAGAUAAGAGCAUUGCCGCUCAAAUUCUCAUAUCAAGAGUUGGUUGAAGCGACAAAUAGCUUCUCACAGGAUCGUAGACUCGGCCAAGGAGGGUCUUGCCAUGUUUAUAAAGGAGUUGUGAACAGUUUAGAUCGCCAAGUUGCUGUCAAGAGAAUCUUCACGGAAUCCGAACAUUCCAAGAAAGUCUUCAUCAAUGAAGUGAAGAUCUUAAGCCGCACGAUACAUCGAAAUCUGGUGCAAUUUAUUGGAUGGUGUCAAGAGGAAGAACUAGAGCAGUGCGUUCUUCACAGAGAUAUAAAGGCAGCCAACAUAUUGCUAGACAUGGAUUUCAACACUAAGCUCGGUGACUUCGGAGUAUCUAAACUGGUCGACCCUCGUUUCAAGACUCAAACAACUGAUGUGGUGGGGACACACGGUUAUCUAGCACCAGAAUAUCUCAAUGGACGGAAGGCUACUAGAGAAUCUGACAUUUUCAGUUUCGGGGUCGUGGUUUUAGAGAUUGCUUGUGGUAAGAGGACCUAUCAGGAUGAAGAAUUUCAUGUCCCAUUGUAUAAGUGGGUUUGGCAGCUUCACCUUACUGGAAAUAUGCUUGAAGCAGCGGACGAGAGGCUGGGUUCAAGCUUCGAUAGGAAGGAAAUGGAAUGCUUGAUGACGGUGGGAAUGUGGUGUGUGCAUCCAGAUCCCAAGAGUAGGCCAAAAGUAGGACAAAUUAUCAGGUUUCUUCAGCUAGAAGUCCCUGUGCCCGAGCUUCCAGUCGCCGUAUACGAGGCCCCCGUUUUAUGUCAACCAUCACCACUAGUCAGGAAUCAGACCCUAUUAAGCAACAUGGACCAUGGCUCCCAAAGUCACACAGCGACACGUUGA
Eucalyptus grandis is the source of this 1866-nucleotide messenger RNA. Its product is annotated as L-type lectin-domain containing receptor kinase IX.1. The transcript is spliced from 2 exons. The coding region runs from base 1 to 1866 and encodes 621 amino acids. Lineage: Eukaryota; Viridiplantae; Streptophyta; Magnoliopsida; Myrtales; Myrtaceae. Gene Ontology annotation, biological process: protein phosphorylation. The record is from RefSeq and is a predicted model, not a curated record. Gene Ontology annotation, molecular function: ATP binding; carbohydrate binding; protein kinase activity. Gene Ontology annotation, cellular component: plasma membrane.